Gastrolobium bilobum is the source of this 864-nucleotide messenger RNA. Its product is annotated as probable rRNA-processing protein EBP2 homolog. Gene Ontology annotation, biological process: ribosomal large subunit biogenesis; rRNA processing. The coding region runs from base 1 to 864 and encodes 287 amino acids. Lineage: Eukaryota; Viridiplantae; Streptophyta; Magnoliopsida; Fabales; Fabaceae. Gene Ontology annotation, cellular component: nuclear periphery; preribosome, large subunit precursor; nucleolus. The record is from RefSeq and is a predicted model, not a curated record. The transcript has 2 exons.
AUGGAGGCACCUUUGGUAAAUGAUGAUACAAUGGUUGACAGUGAAGCUGAAGAUGUAAGAGGGGAAAUGUCACCUUCUGACUCAGAAUCUGAAGAAGAUGUUAAAUUAGCUGAACCGUCUAAGAAUGCGGUAUAUAACAGAGAUGCUCUAUUAGAUAAACUUGGAGACAUUAGCUGGCCAGAGAAUGUGCAAUGGAUACACAAACUCUCCGUUGAUAUUGAUCAAGAGCAAGAAGUAGAUGUCAAUGAUGACUUGGCGCGGGAGCUUGCGUUUUACACGCAGGCAUUUGAGAAACUUCAGUCAAUGGGUCUCCCUUUUCUGAAGCCUGCAGACUAUUAUGCAGAAAUGGUGAAGACAGAUAACCACAUGGUAAAGGUGAAAGGUCGGCUAUUAGCAGAGAAGCUGAAGAUGGAAGAGGCUGAAGAGAGAAGAAAGGUCCUAAGAGAUUGGAGAUUGGCCAAAGAGAUUAAGGCCCAGAAAUUGAAAGAAAGGGCUAAGCAGAAAAAGGAGGAUAUCGAAUCUGUUAAGAAAUGGAGGAAGCAGAGGCAACAAAGUGGGUUUGCUGACAGCGCCAAUGAUGCAGAUAUUGGUUUGGACUUUGAGGAUGGAAAAGUAUUCGAAAGGUCAAAGAUGAAAAGGCCAGGAGUGUCACCAGGCGAUCGGUCAGGAGGGAAGGCAAAGCAAGCCUUUGGGAAAGGAAAGAAACAGAAGAAAAGAGAUGUUAAGAAUUCCAAAUUUGGUUUUGGAGGCAAGAAGGGAUUGAAGAAGCAGAAUACAGCUGACACCACUUACGAUUUUAGUGGUUUCAAAAAAGGCGCUGCCGAAGGAAAUAAGAAGAGAGAGGUAAAAUACAAUCUUCUUUGA